Brugia pahangi is the source of this 651-nucleotide messenger RNA. The record is from the annotation of a GenBank genome assembly. Lineage: Eukaryota; Metazoa; Nematoda; Chromadorea; Rhabditida; Onchocercidae.
AUGGAGGCGGUAGCGGAGCACGAUUUCAACGCCACAGCUGAGGAUGAGCUCAGUUUCCGAAAAAAUCAGAUUUUGAAGGUUUUAAAUAAGGAUGAAGAUCCUCACUGGUACAAAGCUGAGUUAGAUGGGCAUGAAGGUUUUAUUCCCAGUAAUUAUAUCAGAAUGAAUGAACAUGAUUGUCGUGCAGAUGCAGAAGCACUGUUGCUGCGACCUGGAAAUGGUGAUGGUGCAUUUCUCGUACGGCAGUCCGAGAGCUCUCCUGGUGAUUUUAGCAUUUCUGUGAGGUUUCAAGAUUCGGUGCAACACUUUAAAGUGUUACGCGACAAUAAUGGAAAAUAUUACCUUUGGGUAGUAAAAUUCAAUUCGAUCAAUGAAUUAAUAAAUUAUCACCGAUCGGCAUCUGUUUCUCGUUCGCAUACAAUUUUGCUUCAGAAUAUGGAUAGCGUGGCAGCUCAAGGUACUCAUUUGGUACAGGCCAUGUUUGAUUUUAAGCCACAAGAAGAGGGUGAACUGGGUUUCAAGCGAGGAGAUAUUAUUACUGUGACAAAUCGGGAAGAUGAAAAUUGGUGGGAAGGUACAUUGAACGGAAAAUCGGGCAUGUUCCCAGCAACUUAUGUUUGUCCAUUCAAUAAUUCUACAAGUACUCAUUAG